CUUUGGGGCAUCCCAGGUCUAGAGGAACUGCACAUCUGGAUCUCCAUCCCCUUCUGCACCAUGUAUGUAGUGGCCCUUGGAGGUAACUCUCUGUUGAUCAUAGUCAUCUGGAUGGAGCACAGUCUACACGAGCCCAUGUAUCUCUUUCUGGCCAUGUUGGCCCUGUCAGACCUUUUGCUGUCCAGUACCAUCAUGCCUAAGAUGCUGGCAAUUUUUUGGUUCCAGGAUAGAGUCAUUUCUUUCCAGGCCUGCAUGACCCAGAUGUUCUCUGUCAUUGCUAUCUUUGUCAUGGAAUCAACAGUACUUCUGGCAAUGGCAUUUGACCGCUAUGUGGCCAUUUGCUUUCCGCUGAGAUAUACCAUGAUCCUGACUCCUUCUGUGAUCAAGAAAAUUAUGGGAUUUUCUGUGGCCAGAGGCCUUCUUAUCACUUCCCCUUUUAUCUUCCUAGUUGAGCGGCUGCCAUUCUGUGGAAACAACAUUAUUGGUGAUACUUAUUGUGUGCAGACUAAGAUUUCCAGGCUGGCCUGUGCAGAUAUAACAGCCAAUAACAUUUAUACUCUAGUGUUGUCUUUCUUGUCUACAGGUUUGGAUGUUAUCCUCAUUUCUAUCUCCUACACUUUCAUUCUCCGAGCUGUCUUUCAACUUCCAUCCCGUGAUGCCCAGCUCAAGGCUCUGGGCACCUGCAGUUCACAUGUAUGUGUCAUCCUCAUGUUUUACCUACCAGCUUACUUGACAGUUCUGAUCAACCACAUGUUCUAUGGGGUCCUGCUAACUAGUCUCUACUUUGUGGUACCCCCUACACUGAACCCCAUUAUAUAUGGUGUCAGGACUAAACAAAUACGGGAUCAUAUCAUACACAGGUUCUCCCAACUGGGCCUAGGAGCUUAG
Dromiciops gliroides (monito del monte) is the source of this 888-nucleotide messenger RNA. RefSeq names its product olfactory receptor 52Z1-like. Gene Ontology annotation, cellular component: membrane. The record is from RefSeq and is a predicted model, not a curated record. Lineage: Eukaryota; Metazoa; Chordata; Mammalia; Microbiotheria; Microbiotheriidae. The transcript has a single exon. Gene Ontology annotation, biological process: G protein-coupled receptor signaling pathway. The coding region runs from base 61 to 888 and encodes 275 amino acids. Gene Ontology annotation, molecular function: G protein-coupled receptor activity; olfactory receptor activity.